AUGGCGGAUGUGGAGGCUGAUGUGGCGGUGGCCGGAGUGCCGAAGAAGAGGACGUUUAAGAAGUUCAGCUUCAGAGGCGUUGAUUUGGAUGCUCUUCUUGAUAUGUCCACUGAUGAGCUCGUUAAGCUCUUCCCUGCCAGGGCUCGCAGAAGGUUUCAGAGAGGUUUGAAAAGAAAGCCAAUGGCAUUGAUCAAGAAGCUGCGCAAAGCUAAAAGGGAGGCACCACCAGGUGAGAAACCGGAGCCAGUUAGGACUCACCUCCGAAACAUGAUCAUUGUACCCGAAAUGAUUGGGAGCAUCAUUGGAGUUUACAAUGGCAAGACUUUCAAUCAGGUUGAGAUCAAGCCAGAAAUGAUCAGCCAUUAUCUUGCUGAGUUCUCUAUAAGUUACAAGCCUGUGAAGCACGGAAGGCCUGGUAUUGGUGCUACUCACUCCUCUAGGUUCAUUCCCCUUAAGUGA
Prunus armeniaca (apricot) is the source of this 459-nucleotide messenger RNA. NCBI's taxonomy places the organism in Eukaryota, Viridiplantae, Streptophyta, Magnoliopsida, Rosales, Rosaceae. The record is from the annotation of a GenBank genome assembly.